AUAGUAUCAGCUCGUUGUGAACUCUUACUGUUGCCGCUAAAAGCGAACUCCGUUUAGAUAAUAAGGUGCCUCGUUACCGUUCAGUACUUACUAUUUGUCAGGUUUAGCUCUUUCAAUUCGCAGUCAAUGGUGAGUGGCGUAGGUUUUUGAAGAUCCACGAACGUUAGAAUGAAUUAACGUUAUUUACGGUCGGUUUCUACGCCAGUGGAAGUAUCUCGCUAGAAUUCAUAAUCUACCCUGCAUGUCCAGGUAAAUGAGCAGCAAGGAACUGUCCUGAGUGUUAGUGGCAUCACCAGAUUAAAAAAUGGGGAUCCAGGGGCUGUUGCAGUUCCUCAAAGAUGCCUCAGAGCCCAUCAGUGUGAGGAAGUACAAGGGACAGACAGUGGCCGUAGACACAUAUUGCUGGCUUCAUAAAGGGGCAUUUUCUUGUGCAGAGAAACUUGCCAAAGGGGAACCAACUGACCAGUAUGUUACAUACUGCAUGAAAUUUGUGGACAUGCUGUUGUCUUUUGGUGUGAAGCCCAUCUUGGUGUUUGAUGGCUGCAAUCUGCCUUCAAAACAGGAGGUGGAUAAAGCUCGCAGAGAGCGUCGUCAGGCAAAUCUGCAGAAAGGUAAGCAGCUCCUACGUGAGGGAAAGAUUUCAGAGGCCAGAGACUGCUUUACUCGCUGUGUUAACGUCACCCCUUCCAUGGCCCAUGAUGUCAUCAAGGCUGCAAGGACCAGAGGAGUGGACUGUGUGGUGGCCCCGUAUGAAGCUGAUGCCCAGCUGGCCUUCCUUAACAAGGCUGGCAUUGCACAGGCUAUCAUCACUGAAGACUCAGAUUUAUUGGCGUUUGGCUGCAAAAAAGUGAUCCUAAAGAUGGACAAACAGGGGAACGGUCUAGAGAUUGACCAGAACCACCUGGGGCGGUGCCGCUCUCUGGGUGAUGUCUUCACAGAAGAGAAGUUCCGCCACAUGUGUAUUCUCUCUGGCUGUGACUAUCUGUCCUCACUCUAUGGGAUUGGCUUGGGCAAAGCCUGUAAACUGCUGAGGAUGGCAAACAACCCAGACAUCAUUAAGGUGAUAAGGAAGAUGGGCCAGUACCUGAAGAGGAAUAUGGUUGUGCCAGACGAGUACAUUGACGGCUUUGUUAAGGCCAAUAACACCUUCCUCUACCAGCUGGUGUUUGACCCCAUCAAGAGGAAGGUGGUGCCUCUCAACCCCUAUCCAGAGCACAUGGACCCUGCCACCCUCAGCUACGCUGGCCGUAAUUUAGGAGAUUGCAAAGGUUUACAGGUGGCCCUGGGUAACCUGGAUAUAAACACCAUGGAGAGAAUUGAUGACUUCAACCCAGAUGCUAUAAAUAUCAAGCCAGUGAAACCACGCAGUCGUGACUGGAAUGACAGCCAGGAGACUCGGGCCUCCACACACCCUAGCAUCUGGAGCAGAAGUUACAUACCAGGCACCCUCUCUGCCUCCCAGCCUGUGGGCUCUCCACAGAGGCCUCCCUCAACCAGGGGGAAGGAGAGGGUCAUCAGUGUGCAGGGGCUGAGGCUUCCUCACAAGAACACACAUGUUAAGAGACCCAGAGAAGACUCUGGUGUUUCAGACCAGGAUGUGCUGCAGCAGUACUCUCCCUCCGGUCAGAAGCGGUCCAGAGGGGAAGAGGACCCUGGACCCACAGAGAGCCAUCACAUCUCCACAUGCCCCCAGCCCAGUGCCACUGCUGCCGCUACCCAUCCCAGACCACGCAACCGCUUUGCCACCCUGCUACAGAGGAGAAACCAGGAAGGAGGUGGAGAUGGGCAGGAAAUGCAAAGCAGGUUCUUCUGUAGUGGCAGCAGCUCCAGUGAGGUGGCCAGCCAGAAUCCGGAGUCUUUUGUCAAAGGGGAGGUGUCUCACGAUGAGGUCACACAGGACCCCAGGGAGGACUAUUGUAUCGAGGGAUAUGCUGAUGCAGAGGAAAAUGACUCUGUUGACCCUCAUAGCCCAUCCCCCUCCCCUCUGUCUGCCAGUCAAGGGUUAGGGGUGUUCUGCUGGUCAGGCAGCUCCUCAGAGAGAUCCAGGACCCCGACACCCACAUCUGGCCUCUCGGCACUGCAGCAGUUCCAGCGCAAGAAGGAAAGCUUCUCCUGGAGCCAGGAAGGCCAGAGAACUCGGAAGACCCCCGGAGCCCCAUCUCCUAUUCUGGGCAAAGAAGACAAGGAUUCACCACCAAACUCUCCACCGUCUCAGGACAGUGCCUACUUCUCUCAGCAUAACCACACUUCCUGCAAUGUCGUGGAAGUGUCCCCACCCACUCGGCUGGAGGAUGCCACCAGGCCUAAAAUUUACUCUAGUAAGGAUUCAGACUCUGUCAAAAGCCCCAGUUCCUCUCCAACAGCAGAUGAAAAGAAAUCCAGCACAAUGAGACUGAAGGUGGCAGGUCUCCCGCGGAUGAAACCCGGUGACCAAGGAAAAGGGACAAAGAUCCGACCCUCUGCCCCUGCCAGGGCCAGUGGCCUCCGUAAAAAGCCUGCAGGCCCUGGAAAGAAACUCACCACCAACAAUGAGAACAACCCUGGCCUCCAGGCCACAAUCAGUGGCCUCUGGGAAAACUUUGGUUUUAAGAAAGAAAAUCCGAAGAUAAACCCCUGUAAGAAAGGAGAGCCCAUGUCACCAGUGAAGGACAACGUGCUAACCCUCACACCUGAAACGGAUAAGGAUAUUUACUUAAUCUCCAGUGUUCAGAAAACCAUAUGCCUCUGAUGCCGAGUUUUAUAAGCCAUCGCUUUACAACAUACUGUGUAUGUUAAUACGUAGUGCAUUUUUAUGGACUAGAUGUAAUUGAUUUCCGUUUAAAUAAAUGCAACUUUCUUAAA
This is a messenger RNA of Oncorhynchus keta (chum salmon), 2841 nucleotides long. It is a transcript of the gene exo1, whose product is annotated as exonuclease 1. The transcript has 15 exons. Gene Ontology annotation, cellular component: nucleus. Gene Ontology annotation, molecular function: 5'-3' DNA exonuclease activity; metal ion binding; 5'-flap endonuclease activity. Gene Ontology annotation, biological process: mismatch repair; DNA recombination. Bases 305 to 2728 code for a protein of 807 amino acids. The record is from RefSeq and is a predicted model, not a curated record. Lineage: Eukaryota; Metazoa; Chordata; Actinopteri; Salmoniformes; Salmonidae.